UGAAACUUUAUGGAGUAAUAACAAAGCUAUUGUUUUACAGUAGUACAAUUGGCACGGCUCCUUUAAGUACAGUAACUUGUUUACGAGACCCUUUCACCUAUUCCGACAAAGUAAGGCGGGCCAUAUGCCUUGAGUUAUUUCUAUUGGAAGUUAAUAUUUGUCGUCAAAAAUUGGCCGGUUCUUAAAAGUGGGCGUUAGGAUUGUGUAAGCAAUGGCCUCCAUUGUGGCUCCCUGACGACUGACAGAUUUUCUUGUGUUCAAGGCUAGAAGAUCCGAAAUGGCGACCACAGCGAAACGGUUUCCUUCAACGUGUUAUGCGAUCCGUUUUACGUCAGGGAGCAUGUAGAUCCAACUCAGGGCAUGUGUCACAUGAUUCAUAGAGCCCAGCUGCCCAAUUCCAAUAUGGUGGUCAGCUUGGCAGACUUACGUUUCUUGUUGACGAUAUUGUUCUUCUGCGGGUUCGGUUUCGGCGCCUGCAGUCAGGAAGCCCCGCAGGUUCUUGGGCUGCGUCUGGAGGAGCCUCCGGCGCAGGUAUUUAUGCAGAAUCGGAUCAUCGUAGCGCAGUACGGAGCCAAUUUCCAGCUGCGAUUGUUUGGUUCUCACCUGUAUAAUAGAACUUGGCCGUGGGUUGCUUUCGCUAAAGCUGCAGAGGGGGAGGCAGGUGCUGUAGGAGAUGCAGCAGACCCGUGCGAGAAGGAAUACCGCCGGAAUUCUACUGCGUUCCAAGUCACGGGAACGUUCAGUGCGGAUGAGGAGAACAGUGGGUUGAUAACGGUCCAGGCGACCGAUGAUAGCGCCUCUGCUGCAUCCGGGGUAGGAGAUGAGACCAAUCCGGGAUACCAUCACGUAUGCGUCCUACAAGGCGUCAAGUGGGUAUCCCUGGGUCCAGACAGAUUGCGUAUUGUGAAAGACCUUGGACGCGCGAGCGAUUACAUUCCGGCAUGGGGCUUGGCGGUGGGUAUCGUGUCGAUAAUUUGUGGCUGUGCGGUGUUUAGAAGUCUAAAUCUGAGCUUGUUAUGGUUGGAUCCGUUGGAGUUGUACGUGCUGCACAGCUGUGGAUCUGAGAAAGAGAAGCGGACUGCAAAGCGACUGGAGCCAGUGAGAAGACGAGGCAAUUUCUUGGCAUGCGCUCUGUUGUUUACCUGCGCAGUGGGUCAUUCCGCUCUAGGAAUUUUGUUCUACCGCGCCCUGGGAUCUGUUGUGCUCUCUGUGUUCGUGUGUGGUCUCAUAAUCUUUCUUUUGGCCGAAUUGCUACCGCACGUAAUAUGCUCCGGUUACGGAUUCCAGAUCGCGCCGAACAUUACGUGGUUAGCUCAGGUCUGUAUGGUGCUGACCUGCCCGCUGUCCUGCCCGCUGGGUCUGCUUCUAGAUCUGGCCCUGCGCCGCGACAUCAACACCUGCAGUGUGCGCGAGAAGACCAUGGAGAUGAUCAGGACCAACGUCAACGACCCAUACAACGAAUUUGUCAAGGAAGAGUUCAGCCGCGGUGCCCUAAGGACCAAAACGGUGGAGGACAUCCUGACUCCACUGAAAGAUUGCUUCAUGCUUCCUUCCACCGCUGUGCUGGACUUCGGAACCAUGUCGGAGAUUAUGCAGAGUGGUUACACGCGGGUUCCCGUGUACGAGGAAGAGCGUUCGAACAUCGUGGAAAUCCUGUAUGUCAAGGACCUAGCUCUGGUGGACCCAGAUGACUGUACGCCAAUGACCACCAUCACAAAGUUCUACAACCACCCUUUGCACUUUGUUUUCAAUGACACCAAACUGGAUGCCAUGCUUGAGGAGUUCAAGAAAGGUAAUUCUCACCUGGCCAUAGUACAGAAGGUAAACAAUGAGGGGGAGGGGGAUCCCUUCUAUGAGGUGCUGGGUCUGGUCACAUUGGAGGACGUCAUUGAGGAGAUCAUCAAGUCCGAGAUCCUGGACGAGUCCGAUGGCUACAUGGAAACCAAGGUCAAGCGUCCACUCGCCCCUCUGGAGAUCCCAUUGGAGCCCCGGACCGUCCAUGAGGAGUUUUCCCUCUUUAAGCUGCCCGAGGGGGAGCCUAAAAUCCGCACCUCCCCCCAGCUACUCCUCGCCACGCAUCGCUUCCUGUCCCGAGAGGUGGAACACUUCAGUCCUCAGCGCAUGUCUGAGAGGGUGCUGUUCCACCUCCUGCGGCACCCCAGUGUCAACCAGGAGGUGAAGUUUGACCCAGGAAAUAGACUGAGUCCCGAUCACUACCUGUACACCCGCAACCACCCUGUGGACUACUUCAUCCUGCUGCUGCAGGGUCGUGUGGAAGUAGAAAUCGGCAAGGAGGGCCUCAAGUUUGAGAAUGGGGCCUUCACGUACUAUGGCGUGUCUGCAUUGACUGUGCCCUCCUCAGUGCAUCAGUCCCCCGUGUCCACACAGCGUCCCUCCCCGAGGGACCCCUUUGAGCUUGGGGAGGCAUCCAGUCCGUCCAGCUACUGCCCCGACUACACCGUCCGUGCGCUGACUGACCUGCAGCUCAUCAGAGUGACACGCCUGCAGUACCUCAACGCCGUGAUGGCUUCCCGUGUGGCUCAGAGCCCUGACCCCCCCGAAAUUAAAGUCCUGCCCAACAGCCAGACCAAGCUGCUAAAUGAGAGGAACACCAACCCAGAAUUCCCUGUUCACUUUUCCUUUUUUGAUAAAAUUGAGAACUACUGAGGUAAAUGCUACCUUUGUUUGCUCUGUCAAGCACGCUGAGUGUUCCAGUUGAAAUAUUCAUCCAUAUCUGUCCUGCGCUUUGUUGCGUUGUGUGGACUCAGUCCGUAGUAGACAUGGCGCAUCGCGGCACAGUCUAUGGUCUAUUGACAAAUGUGUCUUUGCCACAUAAAAAUGUUGAUUUUGUGGGCUGUAGGCCUCAGAGAAUAACACGCAUUGCUGUUGGUCCAGCACUAGACAUAACAUUCCAUUAAAGCGAUAGGCCUAUAUCUCAGUGGCCCAACUGAGGUGUGUUAUGGGUGGGUAUAGUGAAGACUGAGCAUGCGCGCACACACACACACACACACACACACACACACACACACACACACACACACACUUUCUCUCUCUUUCUCUCUCCCUUUGUGAUAUUUUGAGUAAUUAUAUUUUCUCCUGUCUGUUCCUUUUUAUACCGAAGCCAUGGUGCCAGAGGGCUGUGAGUUUGGUGUCGGAUCGUAUUUCUCUGAUGCACUUCAUGCAUAUGUUGUCUGCCAACAUGAAAAGACAUGUCGGUUGUGUGCCUCAGCGUUAGGAAUCCCUGUUCCUAGAGUGCAAGAGACCUUUAUGUUUUAGUUUUUUCCCCCAUCCAAGCUCAGUUGCAUAGUUUGAUGGAUAAUUACGUCUGAGUCUGAAUGGUGAUACCUGUAGCAGGCGGUCACCUGCUGUCAGUAAGCCUAAUGAUUAAUCCUGUUAGGGGAUUGGAAAGGAGUAUCGGCCAAAAAAAUUGCUCCAGGACCAGGGUUUCCUGCCCGCUUAUCUACAUUACUGUACAGGAUGUGUCAGGCACCUGAUCGUGCCCUAGCAUGUUGUUUGUAGCAGCUCAGCCUCUGCCAGUUUUAACCGGCUGUUUUGCUGUAACCUGCAGGUGCGAGCAAGAGCAUGGAGCCUGUGGCUGGAGGUGAAACUCACGGAUAGAGGGGGGAUUUGCAGUUUCAUUAUUAUUAUUAUUAUUAUUAUUAUUAUUAUUAUUAAUUUAACUCAUUUUUUGUAACUUUUGCCAUCUAGUUUAUGAGUAACUUUUAUCAAGAUGAUGUUUUUUUUUAAGAAUCAGAAUUUUCUUUUUAACAAAAUUAUUUUCUGGAUCAUUGUAACUGAGCCAGGACUGGGACUUAGAGACUGGUGCAGGCGAUGGCUUAAAUGCAUUGCUUAGCAGUGGGCGUGGCUACCCAGUGGAGGGGGAGGGGCUUAAGGCCACCCUUCUGCCACAUCUGUGUAAACCUUACAUACAUACAUAUAUACACAAAAUACAUGAGGGAGAGUGUGUGUGUGUGUGUGUGUUUGCUUUCUUUGUAUCAUAAUUCAGGCAGUAUAAAACAUGCUGUUUGCUUGUUCCUGCUUCUCAGACAUGACCUUUGUGUGCCACUUGCAUAGAAUGGAUUUGUUUUUUCACCCCAUCAAAAAAAAGAUUUUUCAAAAUUGCUUGUGCACAAAGCUGUCAGCUGACCCAUAAUGGAGGACAUGAAAGUACAAGUGAAUUUUCUUGUCUUGUCUUGUCACUCCUCAGAGAAGCGUAGCACCUCCACCACUUCACCACCAUCUGCACAAUUUGUAAUGCAGCUUUAGGUAAUGUGGCCAAUGUGUGUCUGCGUAUGUGUGUCUGUGUGCAUGUUUGUGUUCACACCCAGUCCUCUCAGCCAGGUGUGUGUGGUUUGUACUGGGUCUUUGUAGUGCUGUGCUAGAACAUGCACGUUUUGUCCGCCGGGCAGUGCCAAAGUCAUUCCUAAGAUAACAGGCCUCUGGGCCUUGUUUAUCCUGUGCAUGUGAGUGCAUGCGUGUCUGUCUAUCUACGAUCAGUGUUUGAUUCAGGGAGAACUGCUUGCAGUGUUGUCUGGAAAUUUGGAUCGCCACUCAGCCAUGCCCUCUCUGUGCCAGUGUGGAAAUGUGUCUGUCUGUCUGUCUGUCUGUCUGUGUAUCCGUCCAUUUGAGGAGAUGCACAAGAAGACUACGGUCAAAUGGCAGAUUUGCACAAAAAAAAUGUAUCCUGUGCACUAUAAUUGGUUUAAUUUUUAUUUUUUCGUUGUAUUGAUGAUACGGUACGUCCAGAUUGGCUACCCUCUAUUGCUGCUUGACCGGCUCUUUUGUCAGUUGCACACCAACGUGUACACACACACACACACAUUCACACAUAUACAAGAGCACACUUUUUUACCAAACUAUAUUAGCAGUGUUUGGUGCCUAACCGUAAUGAUGCAGAAGUACUGUGAACAGAAGCGUGCCACCACCAUCAAAGUGAAAGAAAAACAAAUUAUUUUUCAAAAGUUGUUUGCUUCUCAGCUAUUCUUUCUCUCUCCAUCUCUUUUUAUUCUGCAACUCUUUUUGUGUGCUGCAGACUAGAUCAGGCCAGUGUGUCUCCACAUUAGAAUAAAAAGAAAAACUGUAUUACACAAAUGUGUGCCAACUUGGACCAAGCUCACUCAGCUUGAGUUUGGCCAACAGGAUGGAGAAGACUGUCAUUCAGUGAUGCUUUUUGUUCCCAGCUCCCUUUUUUUCCACUCUUGUGAACCCAAUAGGUUUCAAUUUUAUUUUAAAUGAACAUUCCAGCUUACAUUAUUGUAUUUUGGUGUGCAAACCACAGACUGUGUGAGUGUGUGUGUGUGUGCGUGCGUGCCUGCGUGCAUACAUACAGAGAAGGAACAGGUUUCUAAACAGUUCUCGUCAGUCAGUAUUGAGUCUUAGAGAAUGCCUUCAGGAAAAUAUUUUACUAUUAAAAUGUGUGACUGCAUGUGCAGGUUAAGGACAUAUUCUGAAAAUUUGUAUUCCUCAUCAUUUUUUUAAAACUGGAGAGCCACAGAGACUUCUUUGGACUCAUUUGCUGUUUAAAACAGUUUUGUUCAGGAUACCAUUUUAAAACUGGCCCUUUUUCCUCAAGAUACUUAGAUUUAUUGACAAUAAUGACAAGUACUAACAGGAAUGAUUAACUUUGUGAUUCCAAGUAAAUAUUUUUCAGCCGUUUAAAUAAAUUGUAUUGUUUGCCCUGCUGUAAAAGUGCAUUUAUAUUGUAACAAAAGAAUGAAUGUACACUGUAAAUGAAUAAUCCUUUAUUGUGCUACUAUUACUUAGUUGAAUGAAUGAUGGGGGUUGGAGGUGGUAGAGAUUACUGUAUAUUAAUAUAUAAAUAUACACACACUAUGUAUAAUAGAGAAUAUAUAUUGAAGAUGCUAAUAGAUGGUAGAUAAUACUUGUUUUUCAGGUACAAGAACAUAAUACUGUUACCAGGGAAAAAUCUAGGUCUAGGUCUUGUUUUCUACCCAUUUCUUCCUUUGUUUUAGAAUAUAUGUCUUUUGUUGUAGAUUUUUCUAGAAUUUUAGAAGUCCUGUGUGUAUAAACCAUUGCAUCAAAUUAUUUCAUGGUAAACUGAAUGGUAUUUCAUAGGGAAUAAACAAACUCAACGAACAUA
Anguilla anguilla (European eel) is the source of this 6100-nucleotide messenger RNA. Its product is annotated as metal transporter CNNM3. Gene Ontology annotation, molecular function: transmembrane transporter activity. The record is from RefSeq and is a predicted model, not a curated record. The transcript is spliced from 8 exons. Bases 361 to 2667 code for a protein of 768 amino acids. Gene Ontology annotation, cellular component: plasma membrane. Gene Ontology annotation, biological process: magnesium ion homeostasis; transport. NCBI's taxonomy places the organism in Eukaryota, Metazoa, Chordata, Actinopteri, Anguilliformes, Anguillidae.